This is a messenger RNA of Orbicella faveolata, 868 nucleotides long. Its product is annotated as epithelial sodium channel subunit alpha-like. Gene Ontology annotation, cellular component: plasma membrane. Gene Ontology annotation, biological process: sodium ion transmembrane transport. Lineage: Eukaryota; Metazoa; Cnidaria; Anthozoa; Scleractinia; Merulinidae. The record is from RefSeq and is a predicted model, not a curated record. Gene Ontology annotation, molecular function: ligand-gated sodium channel activity.
AUGGACAAAUCGUGCAUUGAAUUACAAGUUGAUCAGCUGUUGUUGUUGCUAGACUUUCAAGUGACGAAUCCUCUUGGUCCUUUGGAAAGAAAUACAAUAGCUAAGCCAAUCUAUACAGAGGAGUUAAAGAACAAAAAUAAACUAAUUACCAAAGAUGGAUCUCACAGAAAAAAUGUUUGCAAGUUGCAAGUGUUCUAUGAGGAGCUUAACUUGGAGGUGAUAACUGAACAGCGGUCUUACGAGAUUGAGGAUUUCGUGUCCGACAUUGGCGGUCAGUUGGGUCUGUGGAUUGGAUUCUCUGUACUGACCGUGGCGGAGUUCUUGGAGCUAUUCAUGUUGCUAUUCCACGCAGCGCUUAAAAUCUGCAGAGCUAAGAAAACAGCCGAGCCAAAAAACAACCCAUAUCGGAUCUAGAGGAUAGAGGAAAAUCCUUCACUUUUAUCUGCUCUGAUCAUCAUCAUUUGUUACUUUUCGACGCAUUAUUUAUACAUAGCCAAAGAGGCACUAAUUUGUUAUUUUCGGUUUGAAGAAAUUGAAAAAGAAAGAUUAUCUAAGCGGUUCACUUGGAAAAUAAUAAACUCAACGACAUCAAGCUACAUCAAGUUUUUUAAAACAUGCAAUGGACAAAUCGUGCAUUGAAUUACAAGUUGAUCAGCUGUUGUUGUUGCUAGACUUUCAAGUGACGAAUCCUCUUGGUCCUUUGGAAAGAAAUACAAUAGCUAAGGUAAUGCUUAUCAGCUUUAUCCAUACACGAGCUUAAGUCAACGAACGGUUAUUUAUUGCAGGUUCUUAACCCAUAAUAUAUAGAUUUAGCCUAGCCUAAAAGCGGAGCUCAUGGGCCGGGUUAUUCAAAGCCCGAUUAAGAUAC